AUGUCAUAUAUCAAUGAACCACAAAAUUCGAAUAUGAAUAAGACUGGAGCGCAUUUUUCUGCAAAAAGUAUAUAUGAGGAUGCUUUAAAAGCUAGAACUCCAUCGCCUGGGAGAGAUUAUUCAGAUUUAUUGCAUGAUACAUCUUCAAAUAAGUGAUACCCAGAACUGGGUGAAUCUGAAGAAGAGAGCGAUAAAGAGUCUCCGAGUGGAUCUCCUAAUGAAUUUGGUGAAAAAGAUAUUGAAAUUAGGGUAAAACUUCUGGAAAAACAAGUUAGAGAGCUGGAGAUAGAACUUUCAAAAUCUAAAUCUGAGUCAAAUUUUGCCCAUGCGCAGUUAUACUAAUUAAUAAGACAGUUUUAUAAAAAAAUAAAUAAUUUUUUAUUUGUUUAAAAAAAUUAAUUUACAAUAUUCAGUAAAAAAUGCAUAGAUAUAAUCAAAAGAGAAAAAGAAUUGCAUGUAUCUCAACAUGCUAAAGAAAAAUUAAAUUGGGAAAGAGACCUAAGAGAGCUACAAGAAAGGCUUAUACAAGAAAGAAAACAAUUUAAUGAUGAAGCCUCUGAUAUUAAUAGACUUACUUACUUAAUUAGUUAUACACGCUUAACGUCCAAUACCACAUCACCCGCACGAGCUUCCAUCCUGCUUCUGGGUUUCCCCGCUCCACCAAAAUGUCGUGCUUCCACCUGGCUUCAAGGCUGAAUGGUCCCAUCGGCUUCGGCGUUCGGAUUUCGACGGCUGUCCUCCCGGCUCUCGGGCAUACCAACUUGGGUCCGUCCGGCACCCUAAAGGUCCCAGUCUCCACCGCCUGGGGUUGGUGGCAUCCUUCCAGAAAAUUCGAAUUCCCUGAGGGACAGGAGUCCUGUGUCGCGCACCGCAGAAACUUAAAAUCCUGUCAUAGCUGGGAUAAAUUCGCUGGGGAAAGCCAAACCUCAUAACAAAAAAUUGAAGAAGAAAAUUUUCUGUCGGGAGACCAGAAAAUUCGAAUGAUGCCAUUUUUUGAUUAUCUGAUAUUAAUAGACAACUGCAAGAAAUGCAGAUUAGCUUUAGAACGCUAAAAGCAAAAAAGGAGCAGCAAGCUGAAGCGUUUAAAAAUAGAAUAAGAGAAGAUGAAGAAAGGUUUAUUGAGGUCGUCAGAGAAAAAGACAAAAAAAUAGAAAAAUUGAUACAACAAAUUGAAGAAUUAGCUCAGCAGCCGAGAAUCAGAGCUGCUAAAAGCGAAGAUAAAUUAAAAAUAGAACCUAACUCCCCCCCCCCCUCCGUGAGCGAACAAAACCAUUAGAAAAAUCGCCAUUUUUUGACCAAAAACCCACCCUCCGUGAGUGAACAAAAAUCUUUUAAUAGAAAAAAUUUUAAUGGAAAAAAAUUUUGAUAUAUAAGUGAUAAUUAGUAUAAUGAAAUCUAGAGCUAAUUCUGUUUAAUUUUAAAUAAAUUGCGUUUUAAAACAUAAAUUUUGCAAAUUAAAUUAAUAUUUGCUUCCCAAUUUUUGCAAAUUAGGAUUUUUUUAAAUUUCGAAAAAAAUAUUUUUUAUAAAAUUUAUAUAUAAAUUUUUUUUAAAAAAAAAAAAUUAACCCCCCUCCGUGAGCGAACAAAAUUUUUUUGUUCGCUCACGAGGGGGGGGGGGGAGUAAGAAAAAAAAGCCAGUUAAAAAAAUAUUAAAACCACAACCUUUAAGCCCAUCACGCUCAAGAGGAAAUGGAAAACAAAAAUAUAUAUCAGAAAUAAGCCAUAUGAUUGUUGCUUUAGAAAAAGAGCAAGCAGAACUAAAACAGAAAGUAAAAGAUCUCGAAUAUGACUCUGGGAUGGAAAGGGACAGGAGAAAACUAAAAGAACUUAUUAAGAGAAACGAAGAAAGAUUAAAUGAAGCAAUCGCAAUACAAGAAGAAAUGGUGAAAGUCAAAUUUCUAAGUGCAGACUUAGAUUAUUCGUAA
Molecule: messenger RNA, 1925 nt
Organism: Blepharisma stoltei
Lineage: Eukaryota; Ciliophora; Heterotrichea; Heterotrichida; Blepharismidae
Source: the annotation of a GenBank genome assembly